CUUCACUCUAGCAACUUCCGCCGCCGCUGCCGGACACGACCUUGACCUUCCAAACUCCGGUGAGCCUCCAAAUGGCCCGCCACCUUCUCCAUCGUAGCCUCAGCUAUUCCUCCUCCGCCGCGGACAUGGUCGUCUCCUCCAUCCGCCUCCUCUCCGCCACUAACCCUAGCAAAUCAGCCCCAGCCCCCGCUCCCCUUCAGCCAAUUAACCGCAAUCUCGAUCCAGGAGCAGCUCCUCCCCAUCCUCCUCCUACCACCACCCUCCUGUCCCCGGCGGACCGCCUCCGCGGGGUCUUCCUCCAGAAGCCCCCCGGCCGCGCCGCCCUCCACCGAGCCCUCUCCUCCACGGGCAUCGACGCCCUCUCCCCCGAGGUUCUCUCCGAUGUGGUCGGCCGCGGCAACCUCAGCGGCUCCGCCACCGUCGACCUCCUCGACUGGGCCAUCUCCAGCGCCAAGCUCCCCCCUUCCGUACAGUCCUGCAACAUCGUCAUCAGGGCUCUGGGCAGGAGGAAGUUCUUCAGCUCUGUCGAGCCUGCCCUGGAGGUGAUGCGGAAAAAUGGCAUCUUUCCGGACUUAACCACGCUGCAGAUCAUCAUGGAUACUCUGGUUGCCGCCAGGCAGGUCAACAAGGCCGUCCAACUGCUCGAGAGCGACCAAUCUGGGUUAGGAAUUGGGCAAACUUGCAACAGAAAGGAGGCCUUCUCUGCUCUCAUCGAAUGCCUCUGCCGGAGGUCACAUGUCGGCAUUGCCAGCUCGCUCGUACAAGCCGCCCGUGGACAACCAUUCAGUCUUGAUAAACAAGUGUACAAUGAUGUGCUUGGCGGUUGGGCGAGGUUUGGGAGGGUUGAUAAGCUGGAGCAUUUCUGGGCAAUGAUGCUGGAGGAUGGGCUAGUGCCCGAUGAUGUUUCGCAUUGCCAUCUCAUUGAGGCAUUGGGGAGGGCAGGGCAGGGCGAGGAGGCACUCAGGGUGUUUGAGAAAAUGGUGCAAGAGGGAUACGGUCCAACUACGAUGGCCUACAAUGCACUUGUUUUCAAUUUUAUUUCACUGGGGGAUUUGGACAGGUCCAUCAAGUAUUACAAGGAUAUGGUGGACAACAAUUGCCCUCCAAACAGUGACACAUACUGCAAGAUGAUUAGAGUCCAUCUGAAAGCACGCAGGGUGGCUGAUGCACUUCAAAUGUUUGAUGACAUGUUGGCUCAAGGUAUUCUGCCAGAUACAGGGGUAAUUACAUCAUUCAUCGAGCCACUUUGCACGUUUGGGCCUCCUCACGCUGCCUUGAUGAUCUACCAAAAGAGUAGGAAGGCUGGAUGUACGACAUCCUUGAAAGCAUACAAGCUUCUGCUUGAAAGGCUUGCCAGGUUUGGGAAAAGCGGGACAGUGUUGAACAUUUGGGAGGAGAUGCAAGAGAGCGGGUAUCCAUCCGAUAAAGAAAUUUAUGAGUUUAUUGUAAAUGGGCUUUGCAAUGUGGGUAAGGUUGAUGCUGCUGUUUCCGUGGUGGAGGAAUCACUAAGGAAAGGCUUCUGUCUAGGGAGAGUUGUUUAUAGCAAACUGAACGACAGGCUGCUGGAGAUGAACAAAGUGGAGACUGCAUACAAUUUGUCAAAGAAAAUCAAACAUGGGCGCACACUUGCUAAUUCACGCAACUAUUGUCGUGCUAAUGGUUGGCACCUGUGAUUUGUGAACAUAUUUGGCUGGCACGCAACUAUUUGGUAUGCUGGUCAAAGCAGUUCCAUAUGGGUUUAAAGUAGCCUCAUUUGCAUUCUGCAAAAAAAAAACGGCAAAGGUUCUGUAACUACCUAUGCCUUUUGUCUUCACAUGAUGUAGGCUGCUGAUUUCAAUGAAGAUGCAAUCAUGGAUUCAGGAGAUAACUGCCCAGAACUGUUGCUAUCAGGUAUGAGGACUGAUAUAUCAUGUGAGGUCAAAGAAGAGAAGUGCUUAUUACACAAGAAGAAAAUGAAAAGACAGGACAUUUUAUUACAGUAAUGUUACCUGGUGCAUUUGAUCAUUUUGUUUCAGAGACACGUGAGGAAAUUUUGCUGAAAAUAAUCUGCAUAUACUUUCAAAGCCAAGCCAUGUGAAUUACUUUUGGACCAAUUUAUUUCUAUCAAAUUAUGUAACCUAUGCUUGGCGUAUGCGAGACAAUUUAUUCUGAUCAAUAUAUACUAUGAUGCCUUUUGAUAUUUCGUUAUGGAAAAAAUGUGAGGGAAUGUUGCCAGAAA
Molecule: messenger RNA, 2218 nt
Organism: Triticum urartu
Lineage: Eukaryota; Viridiplantae; Streptophyta; Magnoliopsida; Poales; Poaceae
Molecular function (GO): protein binding
Source: RefSeq, a predicted model, not a curated record